UAUAUCUGUACGCGGGGUGCGGAUGUCACGAUUUUCGUGCUUUUCGUGAUUUUUCUGUGAUUAUACGGAAGACACACUUGUUCAAGAACCAAAUGUUCUUAUGUCAUGUGAUUCGCCCACAAAUAUACUUAUUACUUUGUUUACACUACUUACAAGAGCCCCUAUAUUUCGUGCACGUUGACACCCAACUCGUUGGAUGUGACAGUGAUGGACUUUAAAUGGAAAAAUAACUUUGAAUCAUUUCAAUCUUGCGAGAUAAGCUGUUAAAAUGGCUACCAGAGCCUUAACAGCCGUCCUGCGCUGUGCAGUAAACAAAUCACAACAGACUCGAUCUUUGUAUACCAUUCAAAAUAAAAUUGGAAACCGGGAGAUUGUUGGUUUCGGAGUGAACUCAGAACCCAUCUACAUAGAUGCAACUGACUUCCCAAUGCCUGCCAUCCGGUUUAAGGAAGUUACACCUGAUAUACAGGCUCUGAGGGGCAAGGAAAAAGGAGAUUGGAAAAAACUCACGAUUGAAGAGAAAAAGCAAUUGUACAGAGCGAGCUUUAGACAAACUUUUGUUGAAAUGGAAGCACCAACUGGUGAAUGGAAAAUGAUCUUGGGGGGCGUUUGCAUCGGUACUGUUCUUGCUCUAUGGAUCGUUGUUUGGUUGAAAAAAUAUGUUUAUCCUCCUCUACCAAUUUCGUUUACCCCAGAAUACAGAGAAGCACAACUUCAACGCAUGCGAUUACUUGAUAUGCAACCCAUUACAGGAAUCCCUGGCGGCCGUGUUGAGGUUUAAGAAAACAAAUAUCCUUUUAGUAAGUGCUGCAUUAGUGCAAGUUGAUACAGCUAUACUAUUGCAAAACUUGUAACAAUCUGUGCAUUGAUUCAUACGAAUAAAAUUAUCAUAGAUCCAUUAUUCACGUAGCGUCAGUUGAUUAUUCGAACUGCAAUAUUAUUCAAUGCAAAACAAUGAUUAUUGUACUUUUAAACCGACAUAUACACCAAAGCGUUGAUAAUUAUUUUUCGUAUGUUUGAAAUCCUUCAAUUACACAACGUUAUCUGAUUCAUUUUACCAAACAGUAAUAAAUAAACUAUUAUUGAUAAAAUAA
Molecule: messenger RNA, 1094 nt
Organism: Copidosoma floridanum
Lineage: Eukaryota; Metazoa; Arthropoda; Insecta; Hymenoptera; Encyrtidae
Product: cytochrome c oxidase subunit 4 isoform 1, mitochondrial
Biological process (GO): mitochondrial electron transport, cytochrome c to oxygen
Cellular component (GO): respiratory chain complex IV
Source: RefSeq, a predicted model, not a curated record